CAGUGCGCGAGACGCCGCCGCCUGCCGCGCCGCCGUCAUGGCCGCGCCGCGCCGCGCCCGCUGACCACUGCACCGACCGCGCCUAGCGCCCUCAGCGCAAUUUACCCUCUUCUGAGGCACGACCCCGUCUGUUACGCCGCCCUUAAAUAACAUAUUGCGAGCCGCUCCGCUGCACUGUCGCCGCUGUAGCGCCCGGGUCGCGGCCGUUGUCGCCGUCCGCUGGCGCUUUGUUUCGUGGAGCCGGCGCCGAGUCGGACCCGGCCGCGCCUCGCCCCGCGCGCCCGCGCGCCGCCCCCGCCCGCGCUCCAUGACUACACAUAGACACUCAGCGUGAUCGACUACCGAGGCGACCCUGUGUUGCACGUCCGACUGCUCUGAUGUUCUAUCGGUGUCGGGGGCGCAGCGCGGGCGCGAGCGGCAUGCGGCCCCUGCGGCAGACGCCCAUGGAGGUCGGCUAGCGGCGCGCGCGCAGCCCCCGCGCCCGCUCUCCCUGCCCCGACCCGCCGACGCCAUGGAACUCACUGACGUGCCUCGACAUCGACCCCUCGCCUUCGAUAAGAUGGAAAGUUUGAUAAAAGAAAUGCAAGAUCCGGAUACAGGUGUACCUGUAAGAAGUCAAAAACUUUUCCUGAGCGUCAUCCCUUCUGCCUUUAUGGGUUACGAUCUUGUCGAAUGGCUAAUGGAUCGGUUCAAUCUUGAUGAAACUAGUAAUGUUGAAGCAAUAAACUUAGCUAAUCAACUCUGCCAAUACGGGUACUUCUUUCCUGUCAACGAUUUGAAAAACCUCGUAUUGAAAGAUGAUUCUUCUCUUUAUCGAUUUCAAAGCCCAUACUACUGGCCGUGGCAGGCGCCGCGCGUGGCCGCUGGCGGCUCCAACGCGCCCUCACUGGGUCCUGACAACGUUGAGUACGCCAUCUACCUCGUGAAACGCACCCUGCGCAACAAGCAGCGGCAUGCCCUCGAGGACUACGAGCAAGAGGCCCUCGCCAACCUCAAAAGGAACCUCGCCGGUAAAUGGGACUUCAUCACUAUGCAGGCUGAGGAACAGGUUCGAUUGGCGAAAGAUCGCAAGAAAGGUGACAAAAUCGUGUCGGACAGCCAGGAGCGCGCGUAUUGGCGUGUGGCACGACCGCCGCCGGGGCAGCCUGGUGCCUUGGAGCAUUGUCCUGUCCCAGUGCGCGCGAGACACCAGCGCCCUAAGCGCCGCAACAUCGAGCAAAUAAAACGCGAGAUUGAACAUUUGAAAACAUCCUUGGAUCGUACGCGGGUGAAGACUUCUAUUGCCCUCGAGGCCCUGUUGGCCUAUUCGGAGACCUUCGCACCAUACGAUCCAUGGCUUACUGCGCCGCAGCCCUCCAACCCUUGGAUCUCUGAUGAUACCCUCUUCUGGCAAAUCAACAGUCCUCUGGUGGAAGUGCCAAGCGAGAAACGCGUGCAACGGUGGGCUUUAUCUAUCGAAGAGUUACUUUCCGACCCCACCGGCCUGCAGGAGUUCACCAGCUUUCUGCGCAAGGAGUACUCGCAUGAAAAUAUCCGUUUCUGGCUCGCAGUCAUGGACCUCCGUCGUUCCUCUGCCAAGCAAAUACCCACCAAACUUGACGAGAUAUACGAGGAGUUUCUAAAACCCGGCGCGCCUUGUGAGAUCAACAUCGACGGCGCGACCGCGGAAAAGGUUGCGGAGGGCCUGCGGUCGGGGUCACGGUACGCGUUGGAUCACGCCGCUGACCACGUGUACGGGCUGCUGCUCAAGAAGGACUGUUACCCGCGUUUCGUGCGAUCUGACCAUUUCCAACGCCUGCUCACCGAGGGUCGCAACGUUCAUCAGAAGAAAGCAAAGUUUUUCAACUUCGGGGGACAAGUAAAGAAAAAACCUGGUUCAACGACCGUCAGUGGCGUGAGCGGCAGCGUAGUGGUACUGGCGCGCCGACGCGGCUCUGACCGCUCGCUAUCUGGCUCGGCCCACGAGCUGGCCGUUUGCGCCGCGCAGCCACCUCGCAUGCCCGACCCACCGCCGCACAGUCACUCUCAGUCUAACCUUUGCGACAUCCCCUUCCGGGAUCCUCUUGACGAUUGCGUGGACGAAGCACUGCCGUGGGAGAGCGCAUCGCGGGAAGGAGUGUACGGUGCCACACGCCGGCGGCAAGACUCCGCCGCAGAUUCGGGCAGUUCGUCCUCUGACCUGAGCGCGGCGGUAGUGGUGGGGGGCCCGAUGGGCGAACGACGUCGCCUGCCGCAGCAGAGCACACUGGACGGCGGGCUGCGCGGCGCGCCGCCGCCGCUGCGUCGGUUAUCGGCCGUGGAGCCGCGCCACCUGGCGCCUCUUGGCUCUCCGCCACACUCGCCGAGACCGCCACGACCCGCGCCUGCACCUGCACCUGCACCAGCGUCGCACCCGCACCCCACGCCCACUAUCAGCGUCAGCUCGGCGCCCGACGACGAGUCACCAGCCGGCACGGGCUCGCCAGACCGUCGUUCUCUGGUGCACUCUGAUGAGCCUUCGUCGGUGUUCGCUUCAGUGGAUGUUACGCCCACGGAACCGCGCGAGCCCACACCCAUCGCUGACGCUUCCGCGCCGAGCCCCACGUCCACGUUGUCUGCGUCCUCGGCGCCCGCGCCUGUGCCGGCGCAAGCCGGCGAUAAAACUGUGCUACCUCCUAGUUGUGAUAGCUGUAGAAGUGACGUUUCGAAAGUGGAAGUGCGUGUGGAGACCGCUGGGAAGGCCGGUUGCGCGUCGCCCGUAAUUGUCGAACGGUCCGAUUCUAAGGACUCCAAACGACCGAUAUCCCCCGAGGAUGAAGUCGUUUCAGUGCGAGGAACUUUAUCCCGAGAACCGUCAACGAUAAAAGAAAUCAGUCCGGCCUCAUGUAAAGAUAGUAGCAAAAUCGCCGAUCUUCCAGGAAGUGGUCCCAAAAGAGGCGGACCGAUUGAGAUGGCCCCCACGGUGGAACCGCCAAACACGAUCUCGACGGGCCGAGCGAGCCCGACGAGUGCGGCGGAGACAUCUAUAGCGACUUGCAGCACAGCCUCCUCGGUGGCCAGCACGAGUGCGGCUACGCCUGCGCUUUCUUCGGCGAACAUCAGCGUCGAAGCGGGCCGACUACCGGUACCGCCGGUAGCUCCCCUGGCCGUUUGGGAGGACACCGGGGUGGACGACGACAACGUAGAUAAAGUGCCUUCGGCGCCUGUGCAAAGGGUCUCGGGAGAUUCCAAGGCGGCGUCCGAGUCGGACGCGAUGAAACAAAUUGCUCACAAAGACGAACUGUCGUCGGUUUCUGAAUCCAAUAUUGUUAAGCGUGAUAAUAAGAGCGAACUCGAGGAGCGCAAGAAGCGGAACGACAUCUGUCCCUGGGAGGACGAAAAUUCCUGUGAGAGUGAAGCUCCAUUUGUUAAAACUUACGCUACGCUGGGUUAUUUAUAAUUUUCGUACGUAGGAAAAUAUCAAAACAAUAUUUUAAGAGACGCAGGGUUCUAGAAAGAAAUAAUAUUUAAUUUUUUAUCUUAGACCCUAUGUUUUGAUUGACACGA
Messenger RNA from Hyposmocoma kahamanoa, 3525 nucleotides. RefSeq lists its product as uncharacterized. Bases 512 to 3418 code for a protein of 968 amino acids. Gene Ontology annotation, biological process: G protein-coupled receptor signaling pathway; intracellular signal transduction; regulation of G protein-coupled receptor signaling pathway. The transcript has 14 exons. NCBI's taxonomy places the organism in Eukaryota, Metazoa, Arthropoda, Insecta, Lepidoptera, Cosmopterigidae. The record is from RefSeq and is a predicted model, not a curated record.